CCACAAUCUGGGCGUCAGUUCAUUCUGUCGCGAUCCCUUCAUCCGCACAAAACAAAACAUUACUCGUUGACUACAGUACUCAUAUCAUCUAGUUCUUAAGAACAGGAUUUAUAUUUUUUGUGUAUCGUAGGUUACUAGAAAAAUGCAUUCCGGGACUUUGGAAAGAGACGGGUCACCGAGAAGAAGGAAGCUUUCUCGCGGAGUGAGUGAAGAUGAGUCACUUCGCAACAUUAUCAAGGAGGUGAGCGUCGAGCAAUCACGUCGCAAUCGUAUUGCGACAUUUACAAGAGUCAUGCAGUCUAUUAUCUGUAGGCUAUUAUCUAUUUUUAUAGAGUCUAAUUUGACAUUACUAGGCUACAGUGGUUACAGUCGAGAAGAUUCAUCCUCAAGCUUUACAGUAAGCCACUGCAUGUGUUUAUAUUUUUAAGGUGUUUACUUUGUUUUUUACUGUUUUGUAGCCUACUCAUUUUCAUUUAGACUCUCACUCCAAUGUUACUGUAGCAUGCGGUGUUACAUUGUCUCAAUUUCACUGAGGGAAAACGGUAACAUUGUUACAAUGACUUCCUUUCGAACAGUAUUACAUUGUAGCCAGCCUACGCACAACUGAAUUGCCUUCAAAGGCUUUACGUUUAGCUAGCUACUUAAAACACCAGAUAAAACAGGCUUCUAAUCUGUGACAAUUUUGGGAUGUAGUCCGCCAUAAAACCCACAGAAGAAGAAGAAGCUUCUAAUCUGUCUAGUGUCUCCCAUUAGGGCACAAGUAAAAAAGGUAUGGCUACUUCGUUAGAAUAGGGAUGACACAUUGCUUGACUAAUGUAGUUAGAAUUCAGUCAUCAGUGGUUCAUAAAUUUAUCUAAUUAUUUUUCAUCAUUGGUAGAGUACUGUAGACUUACAGUCCAUAAGAACUGGACCUAGAUGUUUGCAAAGUUGUGUUGAUAUGUAGCCUAAGGGAAGGCCUAAAUCCAUUUUAAUUCAAUCUCUUUUUGACAGCAUUCCUUUUGAUUUCAACAAAACCUUCCAUACAUGUUUGCCCAUGGAAGAAGUAGUCAGAAAGUGACUUUUUGGACCUGAAUGACAAAACAUUCAGGAAAUAAAGGUGCUCAAAGUUGACCCAUUUUGCAUACGCCACCAUACCAUGAGACAUCCAUUUCUUCAUCACUGGGAAAUGUAAAUGGUUGAGUUUGAUAUCAUUGUUUUCAAACUAUUGAAUUAUUUAUUGAAAAAAUUGAAUUUUUAAACCUUUAAAGUCAGUUAUCUAAAAACGGAUUUCUGAUUGUUUUCAUAUUCACAUACACUACCGUUCAAAAGUUUGGGGUCACUUAGAAAUGUCCUUGUUUUCGAAAGAAAAGCAAUUUUUUAGUCCAUUAAAAUAACAUCAAAUUCAUCAGAAAUACAGUGUAGACAUUGUUAAUGUUGUAAAUGGCUAUAGUAAGCUGGAAACAGCUGAUUUUUAAUGGAAUAUCUACAGAGGCCCAUUAUCAGCAACCAUCAGUCCUGUGUUCCAAUGGCACGUUGUGUUUGCUAAUCCAAGUUUAUCAUUUUAAAAGGCUAAUUGAUCAUUAGAAAACCCUUUUGCAAUUAUGUUAGCACAGCUGAAAACUGGUGUGCUGAUUUUAAAGAAGCAAUAAAACUGGCCUUCUUGAGACUAGUUGAGUAUCUGGAGCAUCAGCAAUUGUGGGUUCGAUUACAGGCUCUAAAUAGCCAGAAACAAAUAACUUUCUUCUGAAACUCGUCAGUCUACUCUUGUUCUGAGAAAUGAAGGCUAUUCCAUGCGAGAAAUUGCCAAGUCCAGUGUCUGUUCUUUUGCCCAUCUUAAUCUUUUCUUUUUAUUGGCCAGUCUGAGAUAUAGCUUUUUCUUUGCAACGCUGCCUAGAAAGUCAGCAUCCCGGAGUCGCCUCUUCACUGUUGACAUUGAGACUGGUGUUUUGAGGGUACUAUUUAAUUAUGCUGCCAGUUGAGGACCUGUGAGGCAUCUGUUUCUCAAACUAGACACUAAUGUAUUUGUCCUCUUGCUCAGUUGUGCACCGGGGCCUCCCACUCCUCUUUCUAUUCUGGUUAGAGCCAGUUUGCACUGUUCUGUGAAGGGAGUAGUACACAGUGUUGUACGAGAUCUUCAGUUUCUUGGCAAUUUCUCGCAUGGAAUAGCCUUCAUUUCUCAGAACAAGAAUAGACUGACAAGUUUCAGAAGAAAGUUAUUUGUUUCUGGCCAUUUUGUGCCUGUAAUCGAACCUACAAUUGCUGAUGCUCCAGAUACUCAACUAGUCUCAAGAAGUUUUAUUGCUUCUUUAAUCAGCACAGUUUUCAGUUGUGCUAACAUAAUUGCAAAAGGGUUUUCUAAUGAUCAAUUAGCCUUUUAAAAUGAUAAACUUGGAUUAGCAAACACAACGUGCCAUUGGAACACAGGACUGAUGGUUGCUAAUAAUGGGCCUCUGUACGCCUAUGUAGAUAUUCCAUUAAAAAUCAGCCGUUUCCAGCUACAAUAGCUAUUUACAACAUUAACAAUGUCUACACUGUUUUUCUGAUCAUUUUAAUGGACAACAAAAUUGCUUUUCUUUCGAAAACAAGGACAUUUCUAAGUGACCCCAAACUUUUGAACGGUAGUGUAUUUUGUAGCUUAGACCCUAUUUCACAUCAUCUGAGGUUGCUGUGCUUGCCAUCAAUUGAGACACAACAUGCUCUUGAAUACAGGGUGGGUGACUUUUCAAUCAUAAAUAUAUAAAUCAUAGAAUGGACCUAUCCCUUCAGACCACUCACUGCAAUUUAGCUAGUAAACCAUUGACAUUGAAUUGAAAUUGUAACUUCUAAUUACUACCACAAAGAUGACCAUCGGUCCACCCACCAUUGAAUGUCAACUUAAAUGCUCAUGUCUAUUCUAUUGUCUAUAUUUCUAUGAUUUCAUUAGGUUUCCUAUGGAGGAAUAACAGUAUAAUUUAAAACAGAUGUUCCCAUUCAAGUCAACCGUCUCAUCUUUGCGGUACCAUUUGAAAGUUAAAAUAUCAAUUGUAUUCCCAUUUUAGUAGAUUUAUCAGCCAAACCAUGACACCCACCCUGUCUCAACCGAUUGUGGGCACAACACAAAAACCAUCAUUAUCAAGCCUUUCCCUUAAAUGUAUGUACGUUUUGUGAAAACAUGUAGGUAAUAUUCAAUAGCAGUGGGAAGGCCACUCAUUAGAUUGAUCAUCACAGAAGACGUAACUUGACGUUCAUUUGACAAAAGUUGGGUCCCUUCUAGCCAUGACCGGGCCGGCUCGCACCACUCGCCAUUCCCGCUGCGAUUCAGCACCACAGCAGUGGAAAGAGGACACUCUUUGGUGGCCACAAAAUGUAGAAAUUAUAAAACUGAUGUUGGACAAUCAAAUUCGAUAUGUAAAUAAAUGAAAUUUGGUUGGUUAAUUGAGAGAGCUUAUUUUACAAUGCUCCUGUGAAACCAGGGCUGCGCCAUGGAUUUAUGAAAGCACGUGACACGUGUCGUGUGAUAUACAUGGCUUAUUGAUAACAACUCCGUUUCCUACUAUAGGCAGUUGGCUGCCUAGUGAUUGCAACAUUGUAACUGUCCGAUGUGAAUAGUUGGCAACGAUGUUUCGUUUGCAAGUGCUACUGAAUAACCUCAACUGAAAUGCACCAAUUGUGCAUGAUACACAUAAUUACUGUAGUCUAUCAAUUCAUUCCAUAUCUUUAUACUAUACAUGACACAUGGGCGGCAUAUGUUGAUGUUGCCUAGGGCGGCAGCAGAACUGCUAGGACUGGGCCUGACGAACACAAUAAUUUGCCUCUAAUUUACUUACGUUUGAGGCGGACCUUAGCCUGCUCAAAGUGAGCUGUCGUGAAGUCAAAACUGUCCCAACUCCUUGGAUCAGCUUACUAUGCGCAUCAGCCUCGUUACUUUGUCCUCGAGGCCGUCCUUACUCUGUUUUGGAGAAAGAAUCCCCUUUCGGCGGGCACACUAGAAACAGGGAUAAUCACGUAAUCUUCGUCAAUUUUGCCCUGUUAGGGUACACUUAGCUGAAGUCCCUUAUGAGGACCUUGCGUCUUUAACGUGAGUAAAAAUAGAAACACACCCGACACUAAUUUCCAAACAGCUUGAGGAUUUAUUAUCCUAUUAAGUAUAUUUGCCUUUGAAGUUGGAGCUCAUCGACUUGUAUUUCCAUCAAUGAAUAAAAAGCGUUAUUUUGCAAUGGUUUUUCUUUUUCUCCUGGACAAUUUGGCCGACAACAAUUUUAUUGGCUUGUAAAAAAAAAAAAAAAUCCUCCAAAAGCCAUUUACUGGCUAACGGAAACCCUGGCUAGCAUCCCUGUGGAAGGCUUUCGACACCUUGUAGAGUCCAUGCCCUGACAAAUUGAGGCUGUUCUGAAGGCAAAAGGGGGUGCAACUCAAUAUUAGGAAAGUUUUCAUAAUGUUAGGUACACUCUGUGUAUACCAGCUGACUGGGAUGUGGGAACAAUGUAAAAAGUGUGCUAACAGUUAUUCCCACAUGGUUUUGUAGACAGUAUUUUGGGUCUGUCUGACAUGUCUGACAUGUCUUUUAUUCUUUUGUCAGAAGGAGAGUUCGGCCAGGCGUCUGACACGCAGUGACAGCAGAGGGGGGACCCUCAAGAGGAGAAGUGGGAGUCAGGUAUAAUAAGAGUAAUGGAUGAAGCUACUGGUAUAUUUAGGUUGUGUCCCAAAUGGCAUCCUAUUCCCCAUAGGGCUCUGGUCAAAAGUAUUGUAUUAUAUAGGGAAUAGGGUGUGGUUUGGGAUGUAGACCUACAGUGAUCUGACAUUUAAACAUGAUUACCUCUGAUUCUAUCAGUGCUAUGAAACAUACUUAGAGUAUGCUAGAACUUCUUAUUAUAUUACUUGUUUGAGUGUUGUUGACCUUUCUCUUUGUCUUGUUCACUCCAGCAGUCUGAGGAGGAUCAGGAACUGAUGAUGGAACUCCCUGAGAGGGUGAUUAUCUGCACAAGCCUUUUUAAUGAGGAUGUUUUGCAGAAUACCUUUUCUCAUAUUUGAGCAGUAUAACCAGUUCUACUGGAUGUGAAAUUAGACAUUCUAACAGCAUGUGCUGCAUAUUCAGAUGGUGCAUACUCUUUAUGAAACUCACACAAAAUAACCCAGGAAUAAAUAAUUUUGCUCCAGUGCAAUUAUGUGUUGUCAUGCCAGCAACGUGUUGCCAUACAAAGAAAACCUGGUAUGACAGAAAAGGAGGACCAUAGACCAGAAAUAGCUAUCAAAAAAUGUAAUCUCCAUGAAGCAAUAUCCAACAGUUGAAUAUGAAAUUACAUGUCACAACAUUAAACCAGUAUUGUUGUUAGUGUGACUAGAUGAAGCUGCCCACUGCCAUGCCUGUGUUUGUUGUGAGCAUGAUGACUAAUUGGAUCUUCCCACGGAUAUGCCUGUGUUUGUCAGCUCGACCUGCAGGCGAACUACGACGAUGUGUUGCAGGAGCUGCGUGGGCUGGAGCUGCAGCGGGAGACUGUGUUGUUCCAGGUGGACGUUCUGCAGGACGCCCUGGAGGGGGCCGAGGAGAUGCUGGCCGAGGCCCAGAGAGAGGCCAGCCACGCCACCAUGGUACACCCAGUCAUACACACUUGCAAUGACUGUGAAAUGUGGUUGUCUUACCUACCUUAGUGAAAUGCACUGACUGUAAGUCACUCUGGAUAAGAGCAUCUACUAAAUUACCAAAAUCUAAUGUACAUGUAAAAAGAUCCUAGAGGAGCAAAACAAUGUUUUAUAGUAGGAAUGUGCAAUUUCCUGUGACCAAACUGUGGGUCCCAACCUACCGUUAGAGAACCACUGCUCUAAAACAGUUCACUACCCUCAGCUGCAUUGGGUCAUAAAUUGAUGUGUCUUUCUGUAUUUGUAGGAGUUGGCGCAAGAGAGAGAAGCCAAGAGGAAGUUGGAGGACAUGGUCAGCUCUCUGAUGCAGGAGGUGGAGAGGCUAAAAGAGGUAAUGAAGUAUGAGGAGGUGGGGCUUACAUAAUCAUACAGAGAGAGGCACAAGUACAGCAGGUUUCCUGGUUUUGGACAUAUGCACAGCAGGAAGCCUAGCGGUUAAGAGUGUUGGGUCAGUAACCGAAAGGUCGCUGG
Molecule: messenger RNA, 6066 nt
Organism: Coregonus sp. 'balchen'
Lineage: Eukaryota; Metazoa; Chordata; Actinopteri; Salmoniformes; Salmonidae
Source: the annotation of a GenBank genome assembly